Molecule: messenger RNA, 1410 nt
Organism: Aspergillus affinis
Lineage: Eukaryota; Fungi; Ascomycota; Eurotiomycetes; Eurotiales; Aspergillaceae
Product: putative proline utilization protein PrnX-like
Exons: 1
Coding region: 1-1410 (469 amino acids)
Cellular component (GO): cytoplasm
Source: RefSeq, a predicted model, not a curated record
AUGCCGUUGACCAUCCUCUCCCAAGCACAGCUCCGCUCGCUGCUGCUCUCCCUCACUCGGGACGAGAUCGUCUCCCUACAAACGAAUCUAGCCCAUGCCCUGCGAGAGUACUCGACGGGCAACCAAGAAAACGGCUGUGCCGCCGCCUACCAACCGCAGAGGACCGCCAUCACCCGACGGAAUGGCUGCACGACGCUGUUCAUGCCCGCCACGACAGGUCGGACACUCGGCAUGAAAAUGGUCUCCUUGCAGGACGGAGGUGCAGCCGGCUGUGCGGUCGAAUCCAAAGGCAUCCUCGCCGAGGGCGAGAAGUCGAUGACGCGAGCCCGGAGCCAAAGCCAUCGAGACUCGGUGUCUUCGCUCUCCUCGGACAUGAGUGACCUGUCCGUUUCGUCCCAGGAGAAUGGCAGCAGCGGUGCCGGAGGCUCCUCCAGCACUUCCAGCAGCAACUCCCUCCCCUCCGGCUGCGUCAACCAGCAACCCGUGAACACUGGCCUCUCCAACACCAUGGGCGCGUGGCCCGCGGCGGGCUCCCGAGACACUUCACCGCAGGGAAGUCUGACGCUGCUGGACGAGGACAGCAUGCCGUUCGGACUGAUCAACGCGCACGAGCUGACGCCCUUCCGCACCGCCCUGACGGCCACGAUGAUCUUCAGCAAGCGCAAGCGCGUCCGCACGGUCGUCGUCUUCGGCGCCGGCAAGCAAGCCUACUGGCACAUCCGACUGGCGCUGACGCUGCGCGGGUCCGACAUCAAACGGGUCUUCAUCGUGAACCGCUCCUUUGACCGCGCCGCCGAGCUCCUCCGCGACAUCUACUCGCCGGAUAACUCGAGCUGGCGCGGCGACGUCAAGUUCUCGGCCCUCAGCACCGACUUCGUCGAAUACACCCGCAUCAUCCAUGACGCGCUGCACAAGGCUGACGCCAUCUUCUGCUGCACACCGUCCAUCGACCCCCUCUUCCCAGCCGAGCUGCUGACCUCCAAAGAGGCCCGGCAAAAAGGUCGCCUGAUCAGCGCAAUCGGCUCCUACAAACCACACAUGACGGAACUCCACCCGGACAUCCUCCGCGACGAAGUCGACGUCCACCACUCCUCCCGUCACUUCCACAAGCACAUCAAGCGCAGCGGCGUGAUCGUCGUCGACAGUCUCGACGCCGCGCUCAAGGAAGCGGGCGAGAUCAUCCAGGCGGAGAUCAAGCCGAAGCAGGUGGUCGAGCUGGGCGAGAUCCUGAUGGUGCGACAGGACAUGCCCCAGGAAGACAACGACAGCAAAAGUCUGAGUGACUGGGUGCAGCGCGGGAAUGUCAUCUUCAAGAGCGUGGGAAUGGGCUUGAUGGAUCUCGUCACUGGUGGGGAUCUGGUUCGGUUGGCCAGAGAGAGGCAGGUUGGCACCACGGUAGAGGAAUUCUAG